This is a messenger RNA of Didymodactylos carnosus, 300 nucleotides long. NCBI's taxonomy places the organism in Eukaryota, Metazoa, Rotifera, Eurotatoria, Philodinida, Philodinidae. The record is from the annotation of a GenBank genome assembly.
AUGUAUAAUAAGCAAGAAAUAUUAGAAGCAAAACAUUUGGAUAAAAAUGAUGAGCGUUUUCAAGUAGUUAAUGAAGCAUUUCUAUUAGCAUAUGACCUAGAUGCCCCAACAAUGGCAGCAGCAGCAAAAAUACUUGAAGAAGCAAAGAAACAAUUAAUAAAAGAUAUUCGUUAUGAAAAAUGCAUGAAACAUGUAUCAAAAGAAGAUAGUAGAGAACAACAACAAUCCGGUGAGAACGAAAAAGAAGAAGACAAGAAAGACGAAGAAGAAGAAGUAGAAGAUGAUGAUGAUAAUCACUGA